CAGGCAGGUUCCGGCCACUGCAGCUUUGCCAACAUCAUGGAUCCUUUCUAUACCAGUGGUGUCCGGUUUGCAGAGAUGCUUCAGACUGGUCUGCCCGGUUCGGAGGACUUUUGGCUUUGGGUGACUUUCUUGGGUGACCCGAAAUGCAUCUUCAUUAUUUAUUUCCCACUUGCUUAUUUCCUGUUGGACCAGAAAGUCGGAAUCAAAGUGCUUUGGUUGGGUUUAAUCUCCGAAUGGCUCAACUUAGUCUCUAAAUGGUUCUUAUUUGGUGAACGGCCUUUCUGGUGGAUGUUUGAAUCUGGAUUUUCCAGGAAGGGAGAAAUCUUUCCACGCCAGUUCCCUGCUAGUUGUGAAACGGGACCAGGCAGCCCCUCUGGCCACUGCAUGAUCACUGGGGCAGCCCUGUGGCCAAUAGUGAACACUCUAACUGCACGGAUAUCCCAGCACUCCAAAAGCUGCAUCAUGAAGGCGGCACCCUUGAAUGCUUAUCUCCUCCUCCUGCUGGCUGUGGGCCUGUCGCGUAUCUUCAUCCUCGCUCAUUUCCCCCACCAAGUCCUUGGUGGCAUCGUGGCAGGCAUCAGCUUGGGCUGGCUGCUAGAAUCUCGGGUCCCGCUAGAGAGGGCACUCCACUUCUACCUGUGGGCUUCCGUGUCCCUUUUGCUCAGCACCCUGAUGACAUACUGGACAUUGGUUGCGUUUGGCGUAGAUCUCGCUUGGUCGAUAAACCUCGCCACCAAGUGGUGCACCAAACCUGAGUGGAUCCGCAUGGAGACGCGUCCCUUUUCUUCCCUGUGCCGUGACACUGCCACAGCCCUCGGCCUGGGACUGGCCUUCCGCUCCUCCUACUACACCCAGCUCAGAGGCGAGAGGCCGGGCUGGCCUUCCAGAGCAUGGUGUGCCAUUCUGGCCCUCGUCGUCUUGCGUCUCCUCAGCGAUGCGGCGCAACCACAGGAUGUGGCUCUCUGGUAUGGGCUGACGUUUGUGAAGUAUGCCACCUUCCCGUGGGUGGUGGUCGCACUGCUCCCCAAAGUGGUCCAUGCCAUGACCUCCAAGGCGACGUCACCCCACAAGGAGUAGCUGGCAGGAGGGAUGACACGUGCUUCAAGAAGCCCCCUAGGUCAGGAGCUCCAUAGAAUCCGCCAUCUUUUCCGUCGGGGCGUUUCGCUCCCUCUUGACAUGCAGUAGAUUUUUCCAUCGGAGGACAUUCUAUAUUUUGCCUCAAAAAGUAACGCUAGUUCAUUCAGUCAGGCCGGCACAUUUUCUCUUCUAGUCUAAACAGCUGUACCAAAAAUCCAGCCUCCACACCUUGAAUUCCCAUUGCCCACACACACCCCUACACACACCUGCUUUUUGCGGACACUUGGAACUUUGGCUACCAAAGGCAUCCAAAAUCAACCAAGCUGUGGCCACAAUGGGCACCACAACUUCAGCUCGUGGCUAAACUACAGAGUUCCAGACAGUUCCAGAUAGUUUCACCCCCACAUGCUUCAGAGAGCUUUGUUUCUAGAGAUAAAAGUAGGUGUUGGAAAACAUCCCAAUUUGUGGCAGCACGCUUGCUUUUGGAAGGUGCCUGAGCAGUCUUCCCCCAUGUGCAGACAUCUCCUUUCCCCAGUUUUCUGAGGCUUCUGAAGAGGGCCCAAUAAUUAACAGGGACACAUGGACAGUGCUGAUGAGCAUGAGCUGAAGGGAGUGAGCUUGGAAAGAACCUUCGUCUGCAUCUGCACUUGACCACCUUUCCUCCUUUGCUUCACAUCUACCUCUCUGUUCCUUAGGAAGUAUUCUGUGGGUCCAAAGCAGACUGGUACAGCCUUCUCAGGCUGGCCACCUAAGCCUCUGCCUCCUUUCCAUGCUGGUCACCGUGUUCCUUAAUGAUCUUGAGUGUGUGUAUUAAAAAUUUAAAAAAAUCACGCCUGUUUGUAAAUGGACACUGUUUAAACAAUAUAUGCACAAUAGCACACAAGCCCCAUAACUGCAUGUAUUGGCGAUCCAGUGAAAUAGUUGGUGUUGGGAAUGCUAGCUGCAUUGAUAUGCUGGAUCUCUGGGGCAGGCCAGCGCCCCCGCCCCAACCCCCAGACAAUGGGAAUGAGUUAACUGCCUAAGGUCCUCCUCUGCUUCUUCCAAACCUUUACCCAUAAUAACUUAAAUAUUGUUAU
Elgaria multicarinata webbii is the source of this 2153-nucleotide messenger RNA. RefSeq names its product glucose-6-phosphatase catalytic subunit 3 (gene G6PC3). The record is from RefSeq and is a predicted model, not a curated record. Gene Ontology annotation, biological process: glucose 6-phosphate metabolic process; gluconeogenesis. The transcript has 7 exons. The coding region runs from base 37 to 1077 and encodes 346 amino acids. NCBI's taxonomy places the organism in Eukaryota, Metazoa, Chordata, Lepidosauria, Squamata, Anguidae. Gene Ontology annotation, molecular function: glucose-6-phosphatase activity. Gene Ontology annotation, cellular component: membrane.